CGCCCACUGGGAGGAAGCGCGGAGUUUACUGAUGGAGGUGCUUGGAAGAGCUGAGAGCAGGCAGCGCCUGGGGCGGAAGGGCCGUGCGCAGCAGGAGCAGCAGCAGCAGGAGCAGCAGCAGCAGCAGCAGCAGCAGCAGCGAGUUGAGUUGAGGAAGUGCAAGGCUCGGGUCCCAGGAUGGAGGAGUGAAGUCUUGCCCUACCGCCUGCGGUUCCAGCCUCCGGAGCCGGCCUGAAGCCCAGUCCCCGAGAGCGCCCUGACGGAGCAGGGUGGCCGCCAGGUCCAGGAAUGUUUACCCUCGCAGAAGUUGCUUCACUUAAUGACAUUCAGCCAACUUACCGAAUCCUGAAACCAUGGUGGGAUGUGUUUAUGGAUUACCUGGCUGUUGUUAUGUUGAUGGUAGCCAUCUUUGCAGGAACCAUGCAACUUACCAAAGAUCAGGUGGUCUGCUUGCCAGUUUUGCCAUCUCCUGUAAAUUCAAAGGCACACAUGCCACCAGGAAACACAGAUGUCACCUCCGAAAUCCCGAAGAUGGCAGCCACUAACCAAGGCCAAGACAGGCGGAUAACAAACGACAUUUCCUUUGGUACAUCUGCUGUGACACCUGACAUACCUCUCAGAGCCACAUAUCCUCACCCAGAUUCCACAGUUCCAAGUCAGGAGGCGAGGAAAGAGAAGAAAGAUCCAACAGGUCGAAAAACAAACUUGGAUUUUCAGCAAUAUGUGUUUAUCAAUCAGAUGUGUUACCAUCUGGCCCUUCCAUGGUAUUCUAAAUACUUUCCAUACCUUGCUCUUAUCCAUACUAUUAUUCUCAUGGUCAGUAGCAACUUUUGGUUCAAAUAUCCCAAAACAUGCUCAAAAGUAGAACAUUUUGUUUCAAUAUUAGGAAAGUGUUUUGAAUCUCCUUGGACUACUAAAGCAUUGUCUGAGACCGCAUGUGAAGACUCAGAGGAAAACAAACAGAGAAUAACGGGUGCCCAGACUCUACCAAAGCAUGUGUCUACCAGCAGUGAUGAGGGGAGCCCCAGCGCCAGUACCCCAAUGAUCAACAAAACUGGCUUCAAGUUCUCAGCUGAAAAGCCUGUGAUAGAAGUCCCCAGCAUGACGAUCCUGGACAAAAAAGAUGGGGAACAGGCAAAAGCCCUUUUUGAGAAAGUCAGGAAGUUCCGUGCUCAUGUAGAAGACAGUGACUUGAUCUAUAAACUCUAUGUGGUCCAAACAGUUAUCAAAACAGCCAAGUUCAUUUUCAUUCUCUGCUACACUGCAAACUUUGUCAAUGCAAUCAGCUUUGAGCAUGUCUGCAAGCCCAAAGUUGAGCACCUGACUGGCUAUGAGGUAUUUGAGUGUACCCACAACAUGGCUUACAUGUUGAAAAAGCUUCUCAUCAGUUAUAUUUCCAUUAUUUGUGUUUAUGGUUUUAUCUGCCUCUACACUCUGUUCUGGUUAUUCAGGAUACCUCUGAAAGAAUAUUCUUUUGAAAAAGUCAGAGAAGAGAGCAGUUUCAGUGACAUUCCAGAUGUCAAAAAUGAUUUUGCGUUCCUUCUACACAUGGUAGACCAGUAUGACCAGCUGUAUUCCAAGCGUUUUGGUGUGUUCUUGUCAGAAGUCAGUGAAAACAAACUUAGGGAAAUUAGUCUGAACCAUGAGUGGACAUUUGAAAAACUCAGGCAGCAUGUGUCACGCAAUGCCCAGGACAAACAGGAGUUGCACCUGUUCAUGUUGUCAGGAGUGCCUGAUGCUGUCUUUGACCUCACAGACUUGGAUGUGCUAAAACUUGAACUGAUUCCAGAAGCUAAAAUUCCUGCUAAGAUUUCUCAAAUGACUAACCUCCAAGAGCUCCACCUCUGCCACUGCCCUGCAAAAGUUGAACAGACUGCUUUUAGCUUUCUCCGAGAUCACUUGAAAUGCCUUCAUGUGAAGUUCACCGAUGUGGCUGAAAUUCCUGCCUGGGUGUAUUUGCUCAAAAACCUUCGAGAGUUGUACUUGAUAGGCAAUUUGAACUCAGAAAACAAUAAGAUGAUAGGACUUGAAUCUCUCCGAGAGUUGCGGCACCUUAAGAUUCUCCAUGUGAAAAGCAAUCUGACCAAAGUUCCCUCCAACAUUACAGAUGUGGCUCCACAUCUUACAAAGUUAGUCAUUCAUAAUGACGGCACUAAACUCUUGGUACUGAACAGCCUUAAGAAAAUGAUGAAUGUCGCUGAGCUGGAACUCCAGAACUGUGAACUAGAGAGAAUCCCCCAUGCUAUUUUUAGCCUCUCUAAUUUACAAGAAUUGGAUUUAAAGUCGAAUAACAUACGCACAAUUGAGGAGAUCAUCAGUUUCCAGCAUUUAAAACGACUGACUUGUUUAAAAUUAUGGCAUAAUAAAAUUGUUACCAUUCCUCCCUCCAUUACCCAUGUCAAAAACUUGGAGUCUCUUUAUUUCUCCAACAACAAGCUCGAAUCUUUACCAGUGGCAGUAUUUAGUUUACAGAAACUCAGAUGCUUAGAUGUAAGCUACAACAACAUUUCAAUGAUUCCAAUAGAAAUAGGAUUGCUUCAGAACCUGCAGCAUUUGCAUAUCACUGGGAACAAAGUGGACAUUCUGCCAAAACAAUUGUUUAAAUGCAUGAAGUUAAGGACUUUGAAUAUGGGGCAAAACUGCAUCACCUCCCUCCCAGAAAAAAUUGGUCAGCUCUCCCAGCUUACUCAGCUGGAGCUGAAGGGAAACUGCUUGGACCGCUUGCCAGCCCAGCUGGGCCAGUGUCGAAUGCUCAAGAAAAGCGGUCUUGUUGUAGAAGAUCACCUUUUUGACACCCUGCCACUAGAAAUCAAAGAAGCAUUGAAUCAAGACAUAAAUGUUCCCUUUGCAAAUGGGAUUUAAACUGAGAUAAUAUGUGCACAUCCCUGUGCAGGAACAACUUCCUAGAUUGCAUAUGCUCACGUACAAGUUAUUGCAACAUAAUGCAUUUUAGAAGUAGAUAUAUCUUUUAAAAUAAAACACAGCGAGGAUGCAUAGAAGGCUGAUUGAUAGAAGACAUAACUGAAUGUUCAUGUUUGUAGUGUUUGAAGUCAUUCAUUUCCAAAUCUUUUUUCUUUCUUUGCCAUUUUUUCUUUCUAUACAUUUUUUUCUCCUGGGGGAAAAAGAAGGAAAAUGAUAAUCACUAAUCUUGAUUCUUUUUAAAUUGUUUGUAACUUGGAUGCUGCCGCUACUGAAUGUUUACAAAUUGCUUGCCUGCUAAACUAAAUGAUUAAAUUGACUUUUUCUUACUAUAUUACCUUUUUUGAGAUGUUGUGAUUUAUUCUGCUUAACUAGUCCAAUAUUAACUCAGAUCACUAAAGACACAUCAAGUCCUCACUCAUAAAUUUAGAUUUGCUGCAAAAUUGACUCCUUUGCUGUUUUAUUUAAAGCACUUCACAUAAGCACAUUUGACAAGUGCUGCUGCUUGUCAGAUGAGGAUAGGAUACCAUUUUGUACAGUUUUACACUCUGGAAGGUCUUGAAUACAGUAAAAAUGUGUAGAUUGUUCAGUUUCUGUUUUACUUUAUAAGGAAAAAAUAAAACAAUAUGUCUCUAAAUAGCUUUUCCCCCAUGGGCUGGAUUUCUGAAUAUAUGGUAUACUUUUGUAUCAGUACUAUAGGAUUACCAAUAAUUGGAAAACAUUUUUUAAAUAAAUUUAAUUAGGACCAAACUAAUUUUUUAGUGACUUGGUGAUUUACAACUUUCCAGUGUCACCAUUGAGACACUAACACAAAAUCAAGGCAAUAAUCACUUUAAUUUCCUACCCUUUUCAUGGUGGUAAAAAAAAAAAGAAAAGGAAUAGGACUUGUAUAGUUCAGUGAGUUGGAAAACUGUUUUCCUAUUCAUUUUAGUGACAAGCUGUAUUUCCUGUGUUUGUCUAUGGCUGGAGAGGUCAUGUCCAGGGAAAUGCUGGCAGAAUAUACUUUUUUAGAUUAUGGUUUUCUCUUACAAACAAUGUCUAAAUCAGUCUCAGAAAAAAUUAAAAAAUUCCUUAUCCCCAAUCUAUCUGGCAGAUGUUUCAUGGGCCUUCUACAGAAGUGUGUUUUCAAGAGAAGAAAGCUGUUUAGUACCCUGAAUGACCAAGUAGUAUCUUUCUACAACAGUGGACAUCCUCUUGUCCUUCCUAAGCACAGUUUGAAGGAUUAUGCAUGGACUAUAGAGAGAAGGGCACAUUUCCUUGCUUACCUCCCAAAAAUUCAAUUCUUGGAAGUAUUGGCCUGUGGCCAGUGCAAGUGAGUCUUUACCUGCUGAAGAACUUGUAAAUACUCUAAGAAGUAUUGUCACUGAUUAGAAAUGCUUCUACCACUGUUAACUGAAGUAAGAACUGACUCUUAACUCUCCCAGCCUGGUAUUCCAUCCCUCCCUAAAAGGCUUGAGGUUAGAGAUUGGCUUUAUAAAAGCCCAUGUUAGGAAAAGCAGGUCCAGGACAGUGGUGAAUUGGGGGCACAAGUAAAUCCUCUCCCAUUUACAUAUCUUCCAGUUCUCUGAGCAUUUAUUAGUGUAUUCACUAGUGUGGAUUAUGCACCUGCUUUGUGCCUAGCCAGUGCAAGAAAUGGGAUUUUGUGUUGAAGUAAGUCACAGGCCCCUGCUGCAAGAAGCUGUAUAGUCAGGUAGAGGAUAUGCACAUAAUGGAAAUGAUUUACAGUUGUAAUAUAGAAAGUGCACAGAACCUAUUUAUGUGAAUGAGCAGUGGCUGGAGUGGGGUGAACUUAGGUAAAGAGGAGCUUCAGGGAGGUAUGUACCAAAAACUGCCUGACAACACUCACUCCUGGUCAUUUCCCUCCCAUCACCCACAUAAGGUGCUGUUCUCCCUGCUGAAAGACACCAACACCUGAAACUGUCAUGACACUAUUAGAAGGAUGCCCCAUUGUCUUAAUUAUGAAAUCAACAGUCAAGAUCUGACUUUUCUCUUAAAUUGCUUUUGUUUCUUACAUCACUUCGUUGGAUGACUGGUAGAGCAUGUGCUUAGUAUGCACGAGGCCCUAGGUUCAAUCCCCAGCAUCAAAAAAUAAAUAUUUUUAAAAAGCAUUGCACUGAAGUAUGAUUGGUAUGUAAAAAACCAUAUAUACCAAAAAUUUAUACAUCUUAAUGAUUUUUCUGUCUCUGAAAACAAGUGCAUGUUUUUGAAGGGCAGAAGUGACAAGAGUGUUGUGGCUCACACUGCUUUUCAGAGAAAAAACCAUACUACAAAGGCUGGAAUCUGCAUUACUCUCAAAAGCUUGGCCUCUGGCAGCUCUGUUCCCAUAGGCACCUGGUUUUUAAUCAGUAUUGUGGUUUAGUCUCUUAAAACUGAUUAGUGUUAGAUGCCUUCAAACAGUAUCAAAGGGUAGGUACCUUUUCUCUUCCCAGUUUAUUUACUUUAUCAGCCCUCUAUAAUGUCCCAGAAUUCUGAAAAGUUUAUGGUCAGUUGAUUUAUAUGCCCCAUUCAGUGCCACUGUUGGUAAGUAGCAAUAUUCUAAAAAUUCAGUUUUCUGAGAAAUUUAUUCAUGAAAUAGUCUUGAAAUACCCUGGUUCUUGGGGUCUCUGCACAACAGCUGAGAAUAUUGCAGGCUCAAGUAUUUUGUCAACUUAUGUGUCCUCAUGUAUGUUGGUAUCACAAGCACUAGUCCUGCGGGCAAAACAAAAUAUAUUAGUUUGGUAAAUAACAGUAUUUUCAUCUCUUUGUCUAAAGUCCCUUGAACACCCAUUUUAAAAACACCUAAAUAUUCCAUGUUUGGAUGAGACCCACAAAAUCAGAGAACCAGGUUUUAUUGUGGCUUUUGACUUUUUUCACUAGAGUUCAGCUGGCUUUGGAGACUGGAAGAUUUGGAGCAACGAAACUGAUCUUUUCAGGGAUUCUGUUCUUAGUAGUGGAGAUUUAGCAAAUUGUGAAUAGGAAGAUUUCACUCUGUAUAACUUCUGGCCACUAGGUCCUGAAAUUUGUCUUGUGUAAGGCGAGGUCUCUCUGUUCUCUACAUCAGCCAGUUAUCAAACUAAGUUGCUAAUAGCAGCAACCAAAGUGCCCUUGAGACCAAUGCCUAAGAGUUAUUUCCAUUCACCUUGCUGAAUAAAAGCCAGAGUGCUGUCCUCUUUGCAGAGAUUUCUGGCAGUGCUUACGUCAGUAAUUCAUUCUAAUAAAAUGGUCCCUUUAUUAACUGAAUCCCCAAACAAAGACUGCUAACAAAAAGCCCCUUUCAUGAAGAAAGGGGAUAAAAAGAACAAACCCUUGGAAACAAGUUCCCAAAUGUCCUGUAACAUUUGACUGUGACACAAAGUAGCUCCAUCUGGUCCCGGCCAGCUGUGACUGCUAAGACAAGGGCGCCAGGCAUUGAGAAGUAGUUACUGGAGUAAGAGUAAAAGAGUAGUCUAAUAGGAACCAGCACAUCUCGAGUCUGGCCAAACCAGCAGUGAGGGUCAGACAACUGUAUUUGGGAAUGAGUUGCUUUGCUCUCAAAUCUUAAAACCCAAAAGCGGAUGUUCUUCAGUUUGUGUGUGUCUGUGUGCCCCCUGGGGUUCAAACCCAUGACCUUAUGCCUGCUAAAUGAGCUGUCAUCACUGAGCUACAUCCCAACCCCUUUUACUUUUUGACUCAAAAUAAAAUAUAUAAUUAUCACUGUUCUUAUGAAAAUUAAUAGAUUAUUUGCUAUGAGUUGAUCCUGGAAGUUUGUCUCCUAGUCACAUUUUUUCACCCCCCCACACACAAAGACUUAUGGGAUUCCUGUGGUAGAAACUGCUCCAUUCCUGUCUGCUGUCAUUAGCAGUUGUCCUCCUUUACUCCUAGGAUUGAUCCCAGGCUCUGGAAUGAGAGGCUGGAUUUGAACCCUUAUCUGCUUAACUUGUCAGUAAGCUACUUCACCUCUCAGGCCUUUAUUAAUAUUACAAAAUGGUAGUGACUAUGGGUUUUGGUUGUAGGAGGGUUUGCGGGGAGGAGGGGACUCGUGGGGUUUUUUUGUUGUUGUUAUUUUAUAAAAAUUGAAUGAGGUGUUAAUACUUGACUAUAAUAGUAUUAGCCUUCCCUAACAUGUAUACCUUCUUUCCUUGGUAGUGGAAUGUUCAGUAGGUAUCUGAAACACAAUAAAAUGUAUACAAAAUAAAACAUUUCUGAAUUUUGUUUGUGGCUAGACGUGGCCAGUGAUUGAAUUCUAGCUGAGUGGUAAUGAAGUUAAAUGUGCUGUUAGUAGAUUGGACUCUUACAUAGAAGGGCUCCCCACUGCAUUCUCCCUAUUUCUCCUGCUUAAACCUCAGCUGUGAAAAGGGGUCUAGCUUAGACUGUGCAGACCAGAGAUUACAUAAAAGGGACAUAAACUGUUGUUUAAGGCACUGUUAGGAAGCACUGAUACAUGGAAGAUCUCACUACUCAAAACAGCUUUACUUGGGAGCUUGUUAGAAACAAAAAUCUCAGAUUCCUCCCCAGACUGAUAUAUUUUAGCAAAAUUAUAUCCAUGUGAUUUUUUAAUGCUGCUUAAUGUUUUGAGGAUUAGCAUAUAUAGAGAGGAAAUUGUGAGUAACUCAAUAAAUUUUUGCAUAGUGAGCAAAAACAUGUAACCUCCAUCCUGAUUAAGAAAUAAAACAUUACUAAAAUUCCAGAAGCAGCCCUUGUACCCCAGCUAGUUAUGACAUUCUUACCUCAAAGGAGACCAUAAUUUUUACUUCUAAUGCUAUAGGUUACUGUAAUUUAUUUGUAAGUUUUAUGUGAAAUUAUACAGAUUGUUAUUUUGAGUCUGA
Molecule: messenger RNA, 7703 nt
Organism: Fukomys damarensis (Damara mole-rat)
Lineage: Eukaryota; Metazoa; Chordata; Mammalia; Rodentia; Bathyergidae
Gene: Lrrc8d
Product: leucine rich repeat containing 8 VRAC subunit D
Exons: 3
Coding region: 289-2862 (857 amino acids)
Molecular function (GO): protein binding
Source: RefSeq, a predicted model, not a curated record